AUGUCUUUCCAAGGUCUCGACCCAGAAAGCCUUGCGCUCGUUAUCGAGCUCCAACUUGCCGAUAUCCAAUCCAUGGCGAAGGGUAAACACAAGGCCGGUGAAAUGCGGGAUGACCAACUUGCGAUGGAAACGUAUCGAAGGGAACUCACAUCGAUGAGCCAAUGUAUCGCUGAUCGGAGGUUGUGUGAUAGCAUGGCUCGGGCCGUCGAGCAGGACGCCGAUGCGAUUGCAGCACACACACAAAUUGAGGAGCAGGCCGUCAAUGAUCGAAUGGAGGCACUGCGACUCGAUCCUGAACUAUCGAAGACUGCAGCUCAAAAACAUGUGCCUUCCGACCCGCUUCGGGGCAUGUUCAAGAACCUUUCCGUGUCCCAUGACGAUGACGCAAAUUCCGUCUCUGCAGCGCCAGAGUCAUCCUCCUGGGCGGCCAAGCGCGGGGCGGCGAUGAAUACGAAACGAGAAUGUGUUUCUUGCGGCGAAGUGGUACCACCUCUUCAGGAUAUCCGCCACAGACGAGUCGCUGUUUCCUCCUCGUUGCUGUAA
This is a messenger RNA of Scedosporium apiospermum, 543 nucleotides long. RefSeq lists its product as uncharacterized. NCBI's taxonomy places the organism in Eukaryota, Fungi, Ascomycota, Sordariomycetes, Microascales, Microascaceae. The transcript has 2 exons. The record is from RefSeq and is a predicted model, not a curated record. The coding region runs from base 1 to 543 and encodes 180 amino acids.